AUGCCUACACAGUCGCAAUCGCAGAUCAUACUGUCUAAACCAAUUGGUGAAGGGCUCGAUAGCUUCCAAAGCUCAUUAAACUCGAUAUGCGAGGAUACAACAGCGUUGGAUCGGUUAGGGAUUGAGGAAACACAAGAUUUAUUAGUUACUCUUGUCUCUACCUUACAAGCCCUCCCUGCCGCUCGGCUCCUGCGCUCUAGGAACGGAAGCAAAGCUCUCUUCUAUGACCUUUUGAGACUCAACGCAGCUGUUAGCUCUGCCGAGUUCGACGUCGAACGUAUCAGGCCUCUGCUUGAUGCUAUCCUUGACAACAAACCUGAUGAAGUUAUAUGGGAGAACGUCUACAAAGCUGUCACUGAAUCUACCCCGCCCCCCCGGGCCGUUUCGUCAAUUCAACAAACGCCAUGGCUGCGCAGUACAGGCAGCUUCGCGAACUCAACCGAAUACCGCAAAUACUUUGACGACAUUUUGAAGGAGGAGCUGGGACCUAUGUACGUUGGCGUGCCUGGUUUUUUUGCGGGCUUCUUCGGAGAGGUUGCAGAUAUCGGACCAGCAGCACAGGCUGUGCUUGAUAAGUGUAGAAAGGGAGACACUCCGCUCUACCAGGAGGAGAGUGGCUGGCAGGAUUGGCCCGAAGGAGCGAAGGAGCCGGAUGUAUUAAGCUGGUUUACGCUACUUACAGAAAAAAUCUCGGACUUUGCAGGAGAGAAUCGGACGGACCCUAGGGUUCGACGCCGAAUUGUGACAAGACCUCAUCAACCCCUACAGGGUUCUACGGCCGACUGCAAGCUGGACAUCGGCUUUAUAGACGACGAGAAUGCUGGCAUCAACUCCGGAUAUCAUUGGUCAUGCAUCCUUGUACCUGGAGAGCUUAAGAGCAACCCAUCAGCCGACAAAGCGUCUAAGGCAUGGUUUGACCUUGGCCGAUAUGCGAGGGAGGUGCUUGCUGCUUAA
Molecule: messenger RNA, 954 nt
Organism: Ascochyta rabiei
Lineage: Eukaryota; Fungi; Ascomycota; Dothideomycetes; Pleosporales; Didymellaceae
Exons: 2
Coding region: 1-954 (317 amino acids)
Source: RefSeq, a predicted model, not a curated record